AUGGCUGUUGCUGUGUUGAGUUCGCUUCUGGUUAUACAAAUUAAGACGAAAGGUGAUCCGAUUUAUGUCAGGAGGCCUGAGAUAGCUCCAUACCCUUUCCGACCUUCCGACCCAAAAAAACAACGCUGGUUAGAUCGAAAUACUAUUCUCAUGGGUUUUCCUGAAAUGCUUACCAAACUUCAUGACAUGAAAAGUGGAUUUCUUGUGAACGAUGAAAUCAAGAUUUUUGUGGAAGUAGAUGUUCUUAAAGUUAUUGGAAAGUCAGAUGUAUCAGAGGAAUCUCCAGAGGUAACACAAACUCUGAAAAGGAAAAAGCUAAGUGAUGGUCCCGUGUCUAUUCAUUUGAACAAGGAAACUUCAUCAUUAAACGAAUGUGUUGAUGUCAAUGGGUUUCAAGUUCUUCCUUCACAGGUGCAAUCUGUGAAACGUUUAUUUGAAAGACACCUAGACAUGGCAUUAGAGUUUCGAGCAAAGAGCCAACAUCUGAACACAUCAUGCAUGAAUGUCCUCCUCAACCUAAUCAAGACUCUGUGCCAGUCACUGCAAGACCUCUCCUUUGAUGAUCUGUGCCAAGCAGAAAAAGCAUUGACAAACCUAAAAUGUUCAGGCUUCAAGGUGGAUUGGUUGGAGCUUAAACUAGAGGAAUUAGAGGAAAUGAAGAGCAGAAAAAGAAUUAGAGGAAGAGCUAAAGGUUUUUAA
This is a messenger RNA of Eruca vesicaria subsp. sativa (arugula), 699 nucleotides long. Lineage: Eukaryota; Viridiplantae; Streptophyta; Magnoliopsida; Brassicales; Brassicaceae. The record is from the annotation of a GenBank genome assembly.